AUGGAAGCCAAAGUCGCAGCGUGCCAGCGGAUCAUACAAUAUUCCGUGACAGAUAUGAGACUCAUCCUCGAAGCUCUCAACAUGUCCGGUCAGGGUUUAUUCUUCCAGGGUCAAUGGAUGAAAUUGCCGAAGAACACUCGUCUAGCGGUGUAUGGCGACUCGGCCGCCGCGCAUUAUAUGUGUCGUCGGUGGGUUGAAAUGCCAUUGACAAAAGAACAAUGGACGGGAAUUCGCAAGCACGUUCUUGGAAACAGCAUUCUUGGUCGCACAGGAAUCCGCAUGGGCCUGAACUAUUGCCUCAACUUGAAUCCUGGCACAACCGAAGUAUCUCAUGACAUGAUGGCAACAUCUGUUGAAGCUAUUUUGGGUGCCGUUCACCUCGACGGAGGAGACCAAGCCCUGGCCUCAGUCAUGACCGCACUCGGUCUUACAUCGGAUCUUCUGGUUCCUCUACAUAGCGGCCCGUAA
Talaromyces marneffei is the source of this 468-nucleotide messenger RNA. RefSeq lists its product as uncharacterized. NCBI's taxonomy places the organism in Eukaryota, Fungi, Ascomycota, Eurotiomycetes, Eurotiales, Trichocomaceae. Gene Ontology annotation, molecular function: ribonuclease III activity. The record is from RefSeq and is a predicted model, not a curated record. The transcript has 3 exons. The coding region runs from base 1 to 468 and encodes 155 amino acids. Gene Ontology annotation, biological process: RNA processing.